GAUCCGGUAUACGCAGAUCGGUCGAUCCGUUCAUAAGAUCGGUCGAUCUUAAGAGUACGGAUCGGUCGAUCUCAGGUAAGUCUUGCCCGGUUUGAUUUCACUCAAUUUAAACCGGAAAACACCCACAAAAGAUCCCACUCGCGAAAAUCAGAUCAAAACACUCAUAAUUUCAUCUUCCUCUCCUCUCAAACUCUCUCAAACCUCUAAAGAACAUGCAAAUCGAUUUUCAUCAUAUCUCAACCGAUUUUUGUAAUUCUUGGUGCUAAACUCAUUAGUUUUUCAAGCUCUAUCCAUUUCUACCAUCAGUUUUCAUCAAGACACAGAUAAUGCCUAAGAGACAGAAGAAGCAGAGUGAGCGUGGGGAUUCCUCGGUACAGACUGCUAGGCUCAGCACAAAGGGCAAGUUCCGAAAGACGGAUAGGUCUCAUCCUGCGAAUCGAGAGAUAACCCAGCAGUGGGAUAUACAUGAUGAUGAUUUCUAUGAGCAGAUGAGGGGAGUGGAAAUAUGUCCGUCGCGCUUCGCUCACAGAGACACUACAGAUGCAUUGGGGAUAACCGAGGAUAUUGAAGCCUUGUUCGAGAAGAUUGGCCUGGGAUACAUCUUCGAUCUUCACUGUGAUUGCUAUGCUGACUUGACCAGGCAGUUCCUCGCAUCAGCCCGCCUCUACCAUCCUGACGAGGACAACCCAGUUGCUGAUAAGGCGAUGUUCUCCUUCAUUGUGAACAGGCAGUUCCACUCCAUGACCAUCUUUCAGCUGUGCGACGUCUUUGGGUUCGGGAAAGGACGUCAAUCUUGUGUUCCUGACUUCCCGGAACACAAUGAUUUCUGGACAUUCAUCGCUUCAGGAAACUUCAUCUCUCGAGAGGCCAAGCAAGCGAGAAUACGUAGCCCUGUUCUGCGAUAUGCAGUGAGAGUGAUCAGCAGUGUUAUCUAUGGGAAGACGGAACCCGCUGCAGUGACAAAAGAUGAGCUAGCUCUUCUGUUCAUCGGGGCUGGACACCUAUGGCCUCAAGGCGCGGACAUUACCUAUGUUAGCGGGAAGGACAUAAACAUAGGAGCUGUGAUCGCGGAGAAGCUUGCGUACUUCAAAGUUUCAGAUACGAAGAGAUGUGGGUUUGGAGCGGUUAUCACACAGAUCUUAAGGCAUUGUGGAGUGUUUCUUCCACCUGUUGACAGAGUGGUGGAUAAGAAGGGGAUGUAUCAGAACUUUUUCGACAUGAGAGCACUCAUUAGCAGCCACUACCUCACCGGCCCUUGGCGAGGAAGCAUCGACAAGUCCGCCCCUCAUAUCUACCAGUUCCAGAACCAACAAGGGAGGAGCAAUUUACCCGCGACACUGAAGAAGAAAGGAGUCGCAUCAUCAUCGACACACCAGCAGACACCACAUGAUGAUAUAGAGGAGGAACCUGAAGAUGAGGAAAGUCUUUUCCCCACGGAUUUCACUCCGUAUAUGCUGCCACCAGCACCUCCCGCUACUGCAUCCGCUGCUGAGAUCAACGCUUGGUCGAUCAAGAGCCAUCAAACCAACAACUCCAUACUGCUGAAGAUGUGGAAGGGAAUCUGCAACAUUAAGAAGGGAUGCGCAUCACAGCCAGCUGUUUCUGGAGAUAGCGAUGACGACUCAGGCGCUCACGACACCGCUGCUGGACCUGAGGCAGCGGAGGACUCUGAUGAUGAUGGAGCCUUGGAGAGGCGCUCCAAGAGGCGUACUGACCGCAACGCCUGA
This is a messenger RNA of Brassica napus (rape), 1727 nucleotides long. RefSeq lists its product as uncharacterized. Bases 327 to 1727 code for a protein of 466 amino acids. The record is from RefSeq and is a predicted model, not a curated record. The transcript is spliced from 3 exons. NCBI's taxonomy places the organism in Eukaryota, Viridiplantae, Streptophyta, Magnoliopsida, Brassicales, Brassicaceae.